This is a messenger RNA of Exaiptasia diaphana, 1038 nucleotides long. Its product is annotated as probable pyridoxal 5'-phosphate synthase subunit PDX2. The transcript has 2 exons. Lineage: Eukaryota; Metazoa; Cnidaria; Anthozoa; Actiniaria; Aiptasiidae. Gene Ontology annotation, biological process: pyridoxal 5'-phosphate biosynthetic process; pyridoxine metabolic process. Bases 22 to 723 code for a protein of 233 amino acids. Gene Ontology annotation, molecular function: glutaminase activity. Gene Ontology annotation, cellular component: glutaminase complex; cytosol. The record is from RefSeq and is a predicted model, not a curated record.
UUGGCGUAAAGACGAUCGAUCAUGGGCGAUUGCACCCCUGUUGGACUCCACGUUGGCAUUUUGGCGAUUCAAGGAGCGUUUUCUGAGCACAAAAUUUCCUUGACAAAAGCCAUUAAAAACUACCAAUUCGAAAAGCCUAUAAAACUCUCGCUUGUGGAAGUCCGAGAAGAAGAAAACCUUGAGGGACUAGAUGGUUUGAUACUCCCAGGUGGCGAGAGCACAACAAUGGCGAUCUUUCUUGAAUCAAAUGGGCUCACACAAGUACUCAGGAAUUGGAUCAACAGUGAUAAGUCGAGGGUUGUUUGGGGAACCUGUGCAGGAUUGAUUCUAAUGUCAAACGAGAUCGAAGGAAAAAAGCAAGGGGGACAAUCUCAGAUUGGUGGUCUCGAUGUAACUACAUCUAGGAAUUUCUUUGGCCGUCAAUUAGAUAGUUUUGAAUGUGUUUUAGAUAUAAAGGACUCCAAACUUCAAGAAAACUUUAAGGAUUCUUCACAAAAAGGAGUACAUGGAGUCUUUAUACGAGCUCCUGCUGUUUUAUCAGUCAAUAGCCCUGAAGUCAAAGUACUUGCAACAGUAAGCACCCCAUCUAGUGAGAAGCCUGUCAUUGUCGGUGUUGGACAAAGAAACUUGAUAGCCACUGCAUUCCAUCCAGAAUUGACUGAAGAUCCUGGAUGGCAUGCCUAUUUCUUGCGUAAAGUUUUAGCAGCAAAAAUACAUUCAUGACUGAUACUUGCAGAAACACUAAUUGCAUAACAAUACYCCACGAAAAGGAAUAAUCAUUAAAAAGAUUAACUUUAAAGCUAAGAUAWUUGAGUACAUCAGUCUAUUACAUGUACCUAUACCAUUUACUUGUAAUGCUUUCACUAAAGACCAGAAAUUGUAUUGGUUAAAUUAUUAUGGGGAUGGAAAUUGAGGUUAUAAGACUGGACAGUACAAGUGUAACAUUUGACUUUAUUUAUCUUAUUUMCAUUUUUUAUAAUCUAGAUUUAGAGUUACAGGUGUAAACACAUUGUAUUCUGACAUUGUGUGAUAUAACUA